AUGAUUGGCCCUAGUGCGGCGAUGGCAAAAUUCGAGGAAUCGGACGAAGACGCAGGUAACAACGACGGAACCAUUGUCGUAAUUAUUGGCCGGUGGAUACUGUACUGGAACGGCCAAUGGGAUUUCAAGAUAGAUCUGUCGAGAAUGGGGAGAAGUAUAAAGUUGUCUUCCAUCGGGUCAGUUGACGUGCUUCGAUCGAGAGUCGCUCUGUUGUACGGAUUUCAGGCAUCUCCCGUUUCUAUAGAGCUGUCGUAUUGGAUUGAAGAUCCUAUUGCCGAGCUGAAUGGUAAAGGGACACAACCUGUCCAAAUCGUCUGCGACAAAGACGUUAGAGUUUUGAAGGCCCUUCAUUCGGCAGAUAAGUCUGUCAACAUUUUCGUCACAGUUAGGGAAAGAGUCGGAGAGUCAUUGGUUAUUUUGGGUCCAAAGGAAGGUAUUGCAGCCGAAAUAAUGAGGAGAAGAGAUUGCCCACAGAUAAGCGAAGGAAAGAGAGUUGGCGCAGAACGUUCUGCAAAUGGAGUUGGGGUUGAAAUGGAACUGACCGUAGAUGAAAUCAUCGUUAGAGACGCAGAGGCUUUUGAGGCGGAUAUGGAAAGAAAGGCUAAGUCAAUGAGGAGAAGAGAUUGCCCACAGAUAAGCGAAGGAAAGCGAGGUGGCGAAGAAUGUUCUGCAAAUGGAGUUGGGGUUGAAAGGGAAUUGACCGUAGAGGAAAUCAUCGUUAGAGACGCAGAGGCAUUUGAGGCGGAUAUGGAAAGAAAGGCUAAGUCAAUGAGGAGAAGAGAUUGCCCACCAAUAAGCGAAGGAAAGCGAGGUGGCGAAGAAUGUUCUGCAAAUGGAGUCGGGGUUGAAAGGGAAUUGACCGUAGAGGAAAUCAUCGUUAGAGACGCAGAGGCAUUUGAGGCGGAUAUGGAAAGAAAGGCUAAGAUGACCGCAGUUGAAACCCCCGGAGUGCGUGGGAUUGAUAGCAGGAGCAAAACAGGGAAAGGCGUUCAAGUUCAAACUGCGAAAGGACCGUCAGAAGAGGUCGUAGUGGAAGGCGUGGAUGAGAAAGAGAAAGGACCGUCAGAAGAGGUCGUAGUGGAAGGCGUGGAUGAGAAAGAGAAAGAGGAGAACGAAGAGGAAGAGGUUGAAGAUACCGAGGAUGACGAGGAAGAUGAAGACGAAGAUGAUGAAGAAGAUGACUAUGGUUCUGACAAUGAAGGAGACGGAGAUACUGAUGGACCAGACGAUGACGAUGAUGAGCCGUGGCACAGCGAUGGAGUUGAGUACGAUUGGGACCGUUGGGACCAGUUUGUCAGAAAUGACGGGAAGAGAUCGGCUGACGAUGAUGAUUUUGUGGAUGAGCCACCACAUUUUUCGUCGAGGUAUCAAAGUUUACCGAGAAGCGGGAAAUCCGCACCUUCGGAAGGAGUAAUUGAAGAUUUUAAUUUUCAUAAUACCGAAGACAAGGCGCAUCAAACGCCGACUAAUGUAACACCUCCGAUAGUUAAUCCGGAUGCCAUCUAG
Molecule: messenger RNA, 1506 nt
Organism: Microthlaspi erraticum
Lineage: Eukaryota; Viridiplantae; Streptophyta; Magnoliopsida; Brassicales; Brassicaceae
Source: the annotation of a GenBank genome assembly